Messenger RNA from Scophthalmus maximus (turbot), 5967 nucleotides. RefSeq names its product endophilin-A1-like. The coding region runs from base 203 to 1258 and encodes 351 amino acids. The transcript has 9 exons. Lineage: Eukaryota; Metazoa; Chordata; Actinopteri; Pleuronectiformes; Scophthalmidae. Gene Ontology annotation, biological process: synaptic vesicle uncoating. The record is from RefSeq and is a predicted model, not a curated record. Gene Ontology annotation, cellular component: cytoplasm; presynapse; glutamatergic synapse. Gene Ontology annotation, molecular function: protein binding.
ACGAUCUUCGGCCGUCUGUCCGAUGGAAACGGAUCCAUCUGGGUUUGGUCGCGUCUCGAUUUCUGUCUCCGCCACCGACACGGAGGCACCGACGCGCCGCUAACCGCAGGAUCCACCGGCGGUACUGAAACAAAACGACAACAGAAACAGAAACAGAGAGGGUGUGUGUGUUUUUCUUCCUCCCCUCUCUGGAGCCGAAGUGAUGUCUGUCGCGGGGCUGAAGAAGCAGUUUCAUAAAGCCACUCAGAAAGUCAGCGAGAAGGUCGGCGGGGCGGAGGGGACCAAGUUAGACGAUGACUUCAAAGAAAUGGAAAAGAAGGUGGACAUCACCAGCAGAGCGGUGUUGGACAUCAUGACCAAAACUACAGAAUACCUCCAGCCUAAUCCAGCGUCCAGAGCCAAGCUGAGUAUGAUCAACACCAUGUCAAAGAUCCGCGGGCAGGAAAAGGGACCUGGUUACCCGCAGGCGGAGUCGGUCCUGGGCGACGCCAUGUUCAAGUUUGGACGGGAGCUAGGAGAGGAGUCGAGCUUCGGCCUGGCGCUGAUCGAUGCCGGUGAGGCGAUGAAGGAGCUCGGGGAGGUGAAGGACGCUCUGGACAUGGAGGUCAAACAGAACUUCAUCGACCCACUGCAGAACCUCCACGACAAAGACCUCAAAGAGAUACAGCACCAUCUCAAGAAGAUGGAGGGCCGCCGUCUGGACUUUGACUACAAGAAGAAGCGGCAUGGAAAAGUCCAGGACGACGAAAUCAAACAGGCGCUCGAGAAGUUUGACGAGAGCAAAGAGAUCGCAGAGCAGAGCAUGUUCAACCUGCUGGAGAGCGAUAUAGAGCAGGUGAGCCAGCUGGCAGCCCUGGUCCAAGCCCAGUUGGAGUACCACAGCCGCGCUGCCGAAAUCCUCCAGCAGCUCUCCAGCAAGAUGGAGGACAGGAUAAAAGAAGUAUCCAGUAAACCGAGGAAGGAGUACGCUCCCAAACCUCGGAUGACCCUGGAGCUGCCGCCCCCCAGCGAGAGCCAGAACGGGGGGAUUCACUCCGCCAAGUCCCCCGGUAGAUCGCCAGCCCCGUUGGACCAGCCCUGCUGCCGAGCGCUCUACGACUUCGAGCCAGAGAACGAAGGAGAGCUGGGCUUCAAAGAGGGCGACGUCAUCACCCUGACCAACCAGAUUGACGACAACUGGUACGAGGGCAUGAUCAAUGGCCAGUCGGGCUUCUUCCCCAUCAACUACGUGGAUAUCCUGGUGCCGCUCCCUCAUUAGGCCCCGGACAAUGACCUGAUCCUUCCCCCUUCGACCAAUCCAGACACCCCCCCCUGAAAAAACAGCCUGUAUUUGCAUAAACAACAAACCACGUCCUCCUUCUACUUCUUCUCCUUCUUCUUCUGUGCUUCUGUGCCAUUCUGCUUUCACAAAGAGGACGAGAGAGGAGCCGGAGUUGGGCUGGACGAGACCGGGCGGUGAUUAGCCGCGAGGAGGAUUUUAAGGGUGAUGGGAUGAAGAAGAGUGUGAUUGGAAAGAGACGCAAAGAACGAAGAGAUGGUGAUCUUUUUACGGCACAUUGCUCGGGCCGGCCAGCAAUGGAUACCAGUGAGGCUCUGGAGACUGGAGAAACGAGGCACGGUGUUUGCGUACGUGCAUGUAUGUGUCUUAAUGUGCUUCGACCUGUUCUUACUCUGUUACGAUCAAGCCAGCACAAGUUCCCGCUCAUCAGUUAAACCCCGGACAGCCUUUUUGGCGAAAAAACGCCUUCUUCCUCUCUUAUAACUUACCCUGCCAUCUCUCUCUCUCUCUGACUAAUUCUGUCUCUUCUACCUUUUGCUUUCUUGUGCUUUUCAAGAGCCCGAGAACUGUCACAGUCUUCCCCACGACCUCCUUUCUGUCCCAGCUUUGUGUCUUGGCUAGCACUGCCUUUUCGCAUGGCUCCAUGCUGAGUACAGACCACUAACCCACGAUCCAGAGCUGCAGUUGGUCAUCAGACCCUUCUGUUUAUAUCUGAGUACAUCUCGGAACUCUUUCGAGCACUUCUUCUAACAUACCUGUCCUCUUCCUUUCUUGGGGGCUGCAGUGAAUCUCAGCUCAGUGGCUGUUAGCAUGAACCAGUCGGUCCAAAAAUUUGAGCGACGGUAAGAGUUUCCGGGGGUGUAUCUUUGGAAUCAAGCCGUAUCUGCAACACGCAGAAUUUUCCAGGGUAGAGACGAGAAUACUCGUCUUGAAAUUACCUAAUAAUGGGAGGUCUGACAGCAGCACCGUUUACUUGACAGCAGUGAUAUGCUAACACAACCAGCACAGGCCAAUCGAACUAAACAGAACUUUUCAACAGGUUGGUAAACUUAAACAGAUCAUUCACUGGGGAAAAAAAAUCUUUUUCUCCGUGUAUGAAUCCAAGUUUCCCGUCCACAGUGUUUUUCGUGUAUUGUGCGGAGUAGAUGCUUGUUGAUUCGUCUUAUUUGUAGCUUUUGCAUGCAGGGCCGUGUGAACAGUGGUAGCCGUUCUGAAACGCCCAUGUUAUAUUCAUUAUUGUCUUAACUCCAGCCCAUAAGAACCCAAUUUCUUCCAAUGUUCAAACGUGUCGCUUUCAACUGCCUUGCAAAAGGGCACAUCAGUUGUUGACGGACAUCAAAUGCCAUGAUCGCCUGGGGAAACUCACACAACGGAAAUGCUCAAUUGUAAAGGUCGGUCCAUCAGCUGUGUUUCUGUCAGUUGAAAAUAUUCUAGACUCUUAAGACACAUUAUAGCAUUUGCCCAGUGCCCUUGAUUCUGCUUGGCACCCAAAGAAAGUUGUGGAAAACUGUCUUGAAUAGUCCUGAAAACUGGAAAUAUAUGACCUCAUCUGCUGUAAUUAUGAGUGUUGGUAAAAUUCUUCAGCCUCAGUAUUACUGUAAAGGUCGUCCACACUCUUGAGCCCUUCCAAACAUUCCACAACGUUGUCAAGGUCCACCCAAUGUUCUAGAAACAUUUGUUCCUUCCAGAAUGUUGGCGACAUGCUGUAAUGUGCCAUUCAUUUUGAAACACUUGGGAACUUUCCUUCUAUGACAUUGGUGACAGUCGAGAACUUCAGCGAUCAACGGGGUUCUUCUCGUCUAAAAGACCCUGAAGAGCUCAGACCAUCGCGAAAACCCUCAACACUGAGGAAUUGACAGAGGGUUCCGAACCUUCCAGAUAUGCUCUUGUUGUUCUCUCUAAACAGUCAUUGGGAUAGAGUGUAAAAUCAUAUUUGAAUAUUCCACAGUGAACUGGUUUGGUCAGUGUUGGUGGGAACUAUUAGUCAUUCUAGUUUCCUGGAGUGUGCGUCUCAUACAGGACAAAGUGGGACUUGUGGGAUUUGUACAUGUACCUUUGUGUCCACAUUCGUCAGCAGUGUUCUUUGUGAGGCAGUAUUGAUGAGCCCACUCCGAGACCUUACUGCUCUUUGAUAAUGCAAGUAUUUGUCACUGAUGCUAGAUUAAACACAACUACCUUUGACAGACAGUGCUGACCAUCAGUUCACGUAAUAACUGAAUGAACCAAAAUUUUGGAGAUGAUGACAAAGACGCCCACCUUCUUUUCCUGAUGGGUUCUUAUCAGUCAUGACUCUUAAUUUCACCGUUGUUGCCCCUUAUUCACAGUAUUACCUGUAACUAAGCAACCAACCACAGAGAAGGCAAUCUGCUCCCUGUUUACACGGGCACACACACACACACAUGACCAGUGUAUGAUAAUGGUCAUGUGAUAUAUACGCUUUCUGGUUUUCAGAGAUUGUUUUUGACACGGCGCUCAAACACUCGUCUGGACAGGUUGUUUUCGUGUGGACGUGGCCAAAGUGUCACAAGCUACUGUUUUGACUAAGUCGCGACUGUAUAUCAUCAAAAACAGUUGUCAGUUGAAGACAUAAUGUCUGAGACACAUUGUUUGUGUUUCUAUGGGUCAGGCCAUGAAAUGAGUCAACUCGUGCCGUGUUAUUUCACAAGAGUAAUAACUUACCAGGUUUUAAGCAGAGAAAAACGUUUUGUAACAUUUAUAAAAAAGUAAUAAAGAUGAGGAUAACACUUGUUUUUAAAAAGAGGAUUGAAUAUCAGCCGUUAAGGAUCAUUGAUUACAAAGGCAAUUUAUGGUGAUAAACAAUAAAAUCCAAUGUUUCAAUAAAAGGAAGAGAUGGUUCUGAAAGAUAUCUGUCAAAUAUCUAGCUAGCUAGUAGAUAGAACAACGUAGACCGCGCAGCUAGCGUCCUCUAGCUACUAGCUACUAGCUAGCUCAGACGUCUCCUCCAUUGCCAAAGCACAUUUAUGUGACGACGACAACAACAACAACAGCAACAACUACACAAGUCGACACCAGGUGAUCGUCUCUGCUUCGUCGCUGUUCCCGCCGCACACCUGCUUCUCUGUACCUGUCGCAGGUCGCUGCAAAAGACGAGAGUUCGGACCACAGCUGAGUCCGAUGUUCCUUGUUUUUGUCCUCGUGCGUGUCUGUGAGUCCGCCUGUGGAAAGUCUGUGAGCUGCAUGCAACAGAACCGCUUCACGUCUGGUUCUCCGAAAACAAUAACGAGGAAGAUCUUUGUUUUCUAUUUCCCAGUUACUUUGUCUGUGUUGUAUUUUUAAUUAUGUUUCACUUGCUUAAGCUAUAUUUGUUUAGCGCUCCUCUUCAAAUUACAAAGUGCUUUGAGACUUUUCUUAAUGUUUGAACCUAUUUCGCAGCUUUCCUCGUUGCUCUUUGUCUUGUCUCUUCGUGUUUUCUUUACGCGCUGAUUUGCCCUCUAUGGCGACAUGUAUUCUAACCUCAAUGAGGAACUUGUACAGUGUCACCCUCGUUUUUCCCCUUUUCUCCUCGAUGAGAGUCAGACCUCGGGCCACGUUACCUCCCCAGUUCGAUCGAGUCAGCGCUCAAAACCAAACCUGCAGACCGAUGCUUCGCACAGUGACUCUCAAAGCAGAAAUACUCUCUUUUUUGGGCCAAAACUUGAGAAGAGUCUUUAAGUUCGGGUGCCACUGAAUACUAAAUGUUGCUUUUUAAUUCAGACAGUAAAGCGACCUUGCCUCCAUAAUCCUUUUAAGAUCAUACAAAGGCUCAUGGUCUUUGUAGUUAAAGUUUCAGAACAGCUUUGGAGUUAAAGCAAACUGAAGGUAUUGUGAAUCUAACUCUUGUGUCUGAAUGUUAAAUGUGAAGGCACAGCCAGGACGCGGUUCGUUUAGCUUAGCUUAGCAUAAAGACUGGAAACGGGGGAAACGACUAGCCUUGCUCUGCCUAUCUUUUAAGCUCACACAGUGGAUGAACAUGAUUAAUCUUCUUUGUUUAAUCCGCACAAAAAAAACCUAAUGUGCAAAAAUGUUGAGUAGAGUACUUUUGUUUUUAAAUUCAAAAGAUUUAAGAGAUGAAAUAAUUUGUUUCCUGUGAAGUCACCUGCUGACCUCAUGGAUCAGGAAUACAUUUUAAAAUACAUAUUUAUUUUCCUAUUUUGUAUAUAUUUGUUCCCUUCGUAUAUUAAGCGCUGAUAAAGAUGACUUCUGCUCUGAGAGCUGCUCUGCUUCAGUGAAACGUCUGCGGAGCUGAUGAAGGUGAUAUUCCCGCGGUGUGACGAUGGGGCCCGGCUCUGACCGGUGGCGUGUUCCAACCCGGUGUCUUCAGCGGGUGUGUGUAUUUGAGCAUAAUGCACACCUCGUUGCUAUUUAUUUAUGUAUUGUAUGUAUUAAGUUGGUUAUUUAUUUAUUUAUUUAUUGCUGCGUCCUACCUUUCGGAUGGCCAUCAUGCGGUGUAUUUGACGGUUGUCUGUACAUUGGGGUAUGAUGUGGGGUGGGUGGGGAGUGAGGGGGUAAUUUUUGGUAGAGGGGUUCUGGUCAGUGGAAAAAAACCUAGCUGUGAUACUAACUAACUGUUGCUCUCCUCGUACUGGACGGUGAUAUUAUCUGAGACCACUGUAUGUAUAACUGCUUGUCGUGAAAAUGAACUACAAUGUAAUGACAAUAAAGAAUUAACACUAUGUUGACAUGCUUCA